AUGACUUCAGAUAUUCAUAGGACAAUCAAGGACAUCAUACUUUUCCAAGGUCCUAAGCCUGCCCCAUUGGACUGGACUAUAGUUCGUGGCCCCGAAGGCAGAUUUGCCCGUGGCGGCCCUAGUUCUUCCGCCGCAUCUGAGCGUGCAGGAGGAAGUUUUACCACAGCGUACUACAUGGCUGUCAUUGGCUCUACCUUGUUGGCGGAUAAGACCAGGACUGGCAUGCGACCUCACCCGAUAGUUGUCGUCAACGACGAUGAACAGGACGUGGCUUGGGGUGCGGUGACUUUGGCGUUCUUGUACAGGCAGCUCGGAAUGGCAUCUAGGGCUGGUUGCAAGACCAUUGCUGGAUGCCUCACAUUGCUCCAGACAUGGAUCUAUGAGUACUUCCCCGCUUUCCGCCCUCAUCCUCGCCGAGAUGAUGUGCCAAACACGACUAGGGCGGAGAUGUGGACGCCGAAGAAAGUAGGUCGUGAGCUGGACAGGUUGAUAUCAUUCCGCAAGGUUCUGGACUCAAUGACAGAGACUCAGGUUGAAUGGACUCCCUACAAUUGUGGAGCUGCUGCGUUGCUGAAUGAGCACCCACGCACCACAGUCAUCGGGGGUAUCACCUGCUUUGAUGUUGUGGAGGUGUAUUUGCCGGAGCGGGCAUUGCGACAGAUUGGGUUCGUGCAGUGUAUUCCUCCAGCUCCUAUGAGACCAGCCAAGAGACUGAACCUAAUUACGUUGAAUGGUUCAGAGUUUGCUCGCACCCGUACAUAUCCCGAGACGAAUUGCUGGCUUCCGGUCCUGGUCCUGUUCGCGAAAGAAUGGGCCAGUCGAUUCUCUCCAGUGGCAAGACUACCUACGCGGCUUGCGGAUUUGAACUCCCGUCAACGACAUGCGUUAGAAAUAUACCUUAAUGAUUGUAGAGAAUUAUAUGAUCAAUGGCAAACUGAUCAAGGGCAAGGCCCUGAAUAG
Molecule: messenger RNA, 960 nt
Organism: Amaranthus tricolor (Joseph's coat)
Lineage: Eukaryota; Viridiplantae; Streptophyta; Magnoliopsida; Caryophyllales; Amaranthaceae
Product: protein MAINTENANCE OF MERISTEMS-like
Exons: 6
Coding region: 1-960 (319 amino acids)
Biological process (GO): meristem maintenance; meristem development
Source: RefSeq, a predicted model, not a curated record